GACGGUUUGAGCUCACUGUGUUGAAAGUAGACCAUGAUCUAUGAUGUGGGAACUACUACCUGCGAAAAUCUUUGCAGCGAAAAUGAAAUACUACAGAUGUAAAUAAUGGCGAGAUGUUUGUAUGUGCCGAGACACCACCACAAAGAAAAGCAGUUGAUCAAAAAUUUGGCUUUUGAUGUGAAGCUAAAUACUAUCAGUAUGGAAACCAAAGAUAAUUUUGUGGUAUCACCUGGUCAGGAUGGAGAGAAAAUAACUCAGUCAGAGGAACAGAUGUCACCAAACUGUGCCAGUGGUACUUCAGUACAAUUAGUGACUGAUGAUGCUAAACAAUCUCUGAAGAGAGUGGGCAGCAAUAAUACGGAGGAACAGUGCACUGCAGUAAAACGUGAAUGCAUACAUAACUCCGUGAUAAAGUCAGAAAGAAAAGUAAAAGAUAUUUUGCCAAUUGAAAAGAGUGUGGAUUUGUCUGUACCACAGUUGCCGCCGUGGGAACGCUACUUCACCAAAAGAAUAGUUGGAGAUAUCUGUCUGCUGAUACAUUCCAACCGCAUUGCAGUGGUGACACUUCUUCCCACUCACCCUGUUAUUGCAAACAGCAAGUCAGUUGUCUCAGUGGAUUUUGCCAAACGGGCUGAUAAUUCUGUCCGUGGGAAAGGAAAGAGGGGUGCUCAGGCACUCAAUGUAGAUUCAGCACUUUGCGAACUCUUGUGCAGUGAUGACACCAAAUAUAUAAUACGUGCAUGUAUUGGAGGAAAGUUGAUCGAAGUUAAUUUUCGUCUGAUGAAACAGCCACAGCUUCUCACUAAGCGGCCUCAGGCAGAAGGAUAUAUAGCAAUAAUGUUACCAUAUGAACCACGUAAACAGAAGGAGAAACCAGUAUGUGAGACUCUCAUAGACGCGGAAGUUGACUAGUUGCUGAUUGCUUGACAUGUCUUACUGGCUGUGAUGUAUGUGUGGUUUCAGGGAGAGGUAACUUUUUCAGUUUUAAUUUAACGUUAUUUGUACUUGUGCAGACAGGAAAACAGUUUUUUUACAAUAAGCCUGUGAUAAAUAAAUAAAUAAGACUUUUACACCUUUUUUUGAUUAAAUUGUUAUUUCUUUAUACUUGAAAUUAAGUUAUUUACUGUAUUUAAUGUUUUGUUCAAACCAUUCCAUGCCAUCACUUUGUGAUAACAAUUGUCUUCCAAAAAACCCAUUGGAAUAAUUAAGUGCAGUAAGUUCUUUGUUACUUGAAUUAAAGCUGUCCCAGAGACUAGCAUAAGAAAACUUACCACGGUGAUAAAAUAAACUG
Molecule: messenger RNA, 1291 nt
Organism: Schistocerca serialis cubense
Lineage: Eukaryota; Metazoa; Arthropoda; Insecta; Orthoptera; Acrididae
Product: protein Abitram
Exons: 3
Coding region: 106-912 (268 amino acids)
Biological process (GO): regulation of actin filament polymerization; dendrite morphogenesis; regulation of filopodium assembly
Cellular component (GO): dendrite; nucleus; filopodium tip
Molecular function (GO): actin monomer binding; actin filament binding
Source: RefSeq, a predicted model, not a curated record